UGAAACUCACAGACUCAUUCUCACUGAGAGGAGAAAUGGCGCAGACAGGAGUUCAGACGGACCGAGAAAGAUUCUCUUGUUCCAUCUGUUUGGAUCUAUUGAAGGAUCCAGUGACUACAACUUGUGGACACAGCUACUGUAUGAACUGUAUUACAGACUUCUGGGAUGGAGAGGAAAAGAAAGGAACCUAUAGCUGCCCUCAAUGUAGAGAGACCUUCAGACAGAGGCCUGUCUUGAAGAAAAAUACCCUGUUAGCAGAGUUAAUGGAGGACCUGAAGAAAAGCAGAGCCAGAGCUGCUCCAGCUGACCACUGCUAUGCUGGGCCUGGAGAUGUGGCCUGUGAUGUCUGCACUGGGAGGAAGAUGAAAGCUACAAAGUCCUGUCUGGUUUGUCUGGUUUCUUACUGUCAGAAUCAUCUCCAACCUCACUAUGAGUCUUCUGCUUUUAAAAAACAUAAACUGGUUGAAGCUUCUGCUAAACUUCAGCAGAACAUCUGCUCUCGUCAUGAUGAGGUGAUGAAGAUCUUCUGUCGUACUGAUCAGCAGUGUAUCUGUUAUCUCUGCACUAUGGAUGAACAUAAAGGCCAUGAAACAGUCCCAGCUGCAGCAGAAAGAGAUGAGAAGCAGAAGAAGCUCCAGGAGAGUCGACAACAAAUCCAGCAGAGAAUCCAGGACAGAGAGAAAGAUGAAGCUGCUUCA
Molecule: messenger RNA, 698 nt
Organism: Xiphophorus hellerii (green swordtail)
Lineage: Eukaryota; Metazoa; Chordata; Actinopteri; Cyprinodontiformes; Poeciliidae
Product: E3 ubiquitin/ISG15 ligase TRIM25-like
Molecular function (GO): zinc ion binding
Source: RefSeq, a predicted model, not a curated record